AUGCUUCGCUCGCAAUGCCUUUUUGUGAACCGUCGUGUGAGUACUAAUCUCACACGCGUGCAGCAGACACGUGAUGCCAGUACCAUUAAGAAACUCAUGGCUGCUAAUCGCGGCGAGAUUGCUACGCGGAUCAUGCGCGCCGGAAACGAGCUCGGUAUCCGUACGGUCGGUAUUUUCUCCAAGGAAGAUCGCUUUACACAACAUCGUUAUAAGGCGGACGAGAGUUUUCUCGUGGGUGAAAACAAGUCGCCCGUGGGUGCUUAUUUAGAUAUUGAGAGUAUUAUUCAAAUAGCAAAGGAAAACAAGAUUGAAGCCAUUCAUCCAGGCUACGGGUUUCUCAGUGAGAACGUUGGCUUUGCUCAAGAAUGUGCCAAGAACGGCAUCAAAUUUGUAGGUCCUACGCCUGAGAACUUGCAACGUUUUGGUGACAAGACAGCGGCACGUGAGAUUGCCAUUGAACAGAACGUGCCAGUUGUGCCUGGUACGGAUGGACCUGUUCAUAAUCUCGAACAGGCUCGUGCUUUUAUUGAAUCGGGUGUGGGUUACCCUGUGAUCAUCAAAGCCAGUAUGGGAGGAGGUGGUCGUGGUAUGCGUGUCGUCACGUCUGCCGAGGAGCUCGAGGAGAACUUUGAGCGUGCCAGUUCUGAAGCCCUGGCAGCUUUUGGUGAUGGUACCGUGUUUAUUGAGCGCUACGUGGACCGACCACGUCACAUUGAGGUGCAGAUCCUUGGUGACGGUCAGGGGAACGUCGUGCACUUGUUCCACCGUGACUGCAGUGUGCAACGUCGCCACCAGAAGGUGCUGGAGACGGCUCCCGCAGUGGGACUUGACCCAAAGACAGAGAAGGCUAUGAUUGACGAUGCUGUGCGUCUCACCAGUGCUGCCAAGUAUUUGAAUGCAGGUACCGUCGAGUUCCUCGUGGACCAACAGGGUCGCCACUACUUUAUUGAAGUGAAUCCCCGUAUCCAGGUCGAGCACACGAUUACGGAGGAGAUUACGGGCAUCGAUUUGGUGCAGAGUCAGAUCCGUAUUGCCGGUGGUGAGACUUUUGAAGACUUGGGUCUUAGUCAGGACAAGAUUAAGCCUCGUGGACAUGCCAUGCAGUGCCGUGUGACCACGGAAAAUCCGAGCACGGGUUUCCAACCGGACUCGGGUGUCAUUGAGGUAUUCCGUAGCCCUGGAGGCAUGGGUAUCCGUCUCGACGACGGUCCUGGAUUCGUUGGCGCUCACAUCACCCCCCACUAUGACUCACUGCUUGUCAAGGUGACUGCACGUGCUCUAGACCGAGGUGACUGUGCGCGCAAGUUGAAGCGCGCGUUGUCUGAGUUCCGUGUGCGUGGUGUCACCACGAACAAGAGUUUUCUGAAUAAUGUGCUGAAUCACCCGGAUUUCAUUAAAGGCGUUAUUGACACGAGCUUCAUUGCUGCCAACCCGGACCUGCUGCUGCCGUCGAAGUCAACGAACCGUGGCCAGAAGAUGCUCAAGUACAUCGGUAACACGAUCGUGAACGGACCGGAGAAGGCUUUGGGUGCUACUGGCCCUGCUCCGUCCAAGGUCGAUCCGCUUAUUCCUUCUCUGUCGGCGCCGGCUGCUUCCAAGGAGAAGUCGCUGCGCCAGAUUUACGUCGAGAAGGGCCCGGAGGCGUUUGCAAAGGCCGUUCGUGCCAAGAAAAGUCUGUUGCUGACCGACACCACGUGGCGUGAUGCUCACCAGUCGCUGCUUGCUACGCGUAUGCGUACGCGUGACAUGCUUGCUGUUGCUCCAGCUACUUCCAUCGCCAUGCGUGAUGCCUUCUCGCUCGAGAUGUGGGGCGGCGCAACGUUUGAUGUGUCGAUGCGGUUUUUGCGCGAAGACCCCUGGGACCGUCUUGCAAUUUUGCGUGAGGCUGUGCCGGAUAUUCCGUUCCAGAUGUUGCUCCGUGGCGCCAAUGCUGUGGGUUACACGAGCUACCCGGACAAUGUAGUGUACAAGUUCUGUGAGAAAGCUCAGGCCACUGGUAUGGAUGUAUUCCGUGUGUUCGACUCGCUCAACUACCUUGAGAACAUGAAACUUGGCAUUGACGCGGUUGGUGCUGCCGGCGGUAUUAUUGAGGCUGCGAUGUGUUACACCGGCGAUGUUUCCGACCCGACCCGCGGCCCGUAUAACCUCGAGUACUACUUGGAUUUCGUGCGUCUGUUGGUGGCGCAGGGCAUCCACGUGUUGGCCAUCAAGGAUAUGGCUGGUCUGCUUAAGCCCAAGGCUGCGCAUAUUCUAAUUUCUGCCAUCCGCAAGGAGUUCCCGGACCUGCCGAUCCACGUCCACACUCAUGACACGGCAGGAACGGGUGUGAGCUCAAUGCUCGAAGCUGCGUACGCUGGUGCAGAUGCUGUUGAUGUGGCCUCGGACGCCAUGUCGGGCACGACCUCGCAGCCGUCUAUGGGUGCGAUUGUCGCGGCCUUGAAGGGCUCCGAAUACGAUACGGGCGUGAAUGCCGAAGACAUUAUGGAAAUCAAUGACUACUGGGAGAUGCUUCGCGGCGUCUACGCUCCGUUCGAGUCUGGCCAGAAGUCUGGCUCGGCUGACGUGUACAAUCAUGAAAUGCCUGGCGGUCAGUACACGAAUCUUCUUUUCCAAUCGACGCAGCUCGGUCUUGCGGGUCAGUGGCCGGCAAUCAAGCGCGCUUACGCAACGGCUAACCGCCUCUUGGGUGAUAUUAUCAAGGUAACACCUUCGUCCAAGGUGGUGGGUGAUUUCGCUCAGUUCAUCGUGCAGAACAAGCUCACGGAGCAGGAGGUUAUUGACCAGGCUGAUACGUUGUCAUUUCCAAAGUCAGUGGUGGAAUACUUCCAGGGUUAUCUGGGUAUCCCGCACCACGGCUUCCCGGAGCCGCUGCGUUCGCGUGUCCUGAAGGGCAAAUUGCUGCCGAACGGUCGUGAAAUGUUCGAGGCCCGUCCCGGUGCUGAGAUGCAGCCGUACAAUUUCGAGGCGGCGGAGAAGAAGCUGAAGGAGCAGUACGGCGAGGAAAAGAUCCGCGACGUCGACGUAAUUUCGCACGCUAUCUACCCGGAAGUGUUUGCGGACUUCAUGAAGUUCAAGGACGAGUACGGGUCGAUGCACUUUUUGGACACGCGCACGUUCCUGACAGGUCUGGAAGUUGACACGGAAGUCGAGAUCGAGAUGGAGCACGGCAAGACAGUGUUCAUCAAGCUCGUCGCAGUCGGUGGUGUAAGCAAGAAGGAUGGUUUGCGUGACGUCAUCUUUGAGCUCAAUGGUCGCCAGCGUGUGAUCAAGGUCAAGGACGAGGCCGCAGGCGUGGCCUCUAUGUUGAAGCCUAAGGCCACGACAAUGACUGGUUCUGUUGGCGCCCCGAUGCCUGGUGUUGUGCUUGAUGUGCGUGUGAAGAAGGGCGAGAACGUGAAGGCUGGCGACGCUCUGCUUGUGCUGAGUGCCAUGAAGAUGGAGACUGUUGUGGCAGCUCCAGUAAGCGGUCGAGUGGCGUCAAUCCAUGCUGACGUUGGCGACAACAUGCUUGGUGGCGACCUCCUCGUAGAGAUUGACGAAACUGGUGACGACGAAGAUUAA
This is a messenger RNA of Peronospora farinosa, 3561 nucleotides long. The record is from the annotation of a GenBank genome assembly. NCBI's taxonomy places the organism in Eukaryota, Oomycota, Peronosporomycetes, Peronosporales, Peronosporaceae.